Messenger RNA from Drosophila grimshawi, 2174 nucleotides. RefSeq names its product protein doublesex (gene dsx). Gene Ontology annotation, cellular component: nucleus. Gene Ontology annotation, molecular function: RNA polymerase II cis-regulatory region sequence-specific DNA binding; DNA-binding transcription factor activity, RNA polymerase II-specific. Gene Ontology annotation, biological process: regulation of transcription by RNA polymerase II; sex differentiation. The coding region runs from base 114 to 1901 and encodes 595 amino acids. The transcript is spliced from 4 exons. The record is from RefSeq and is a predicted model, not a curated record. Lineage: Eukaryota; Metazoa; Arthropoda; Insecta; Diptera; Drosophilidae.
AAAUUAAAUAAGACAAAAAAAAAAAAAAACAACUACGCAAACUAAACUGAAAGGCAAACAAGGUGUGAAGACAUUGGUGGAUUGAGCAGAGAUAUCGAUUACUGUUUGGUGGCAUGGUUUCGGAGGAGAACUGGAACAGCGAUACCAUGUCCGAUUCGGACAUGAUCGACUCCAAGAACGAUGUGUGCGGCGGCGCCUCCAGCAGCAGUGGCAGCUCCAUUUCCCCGCGCACACCGCCCAACUGUGCGCGGUGCCGCAAUCACGGCCUCAAGAUAACGCUCAAGGGGCACAAACGCUAUUGCAAAUUUCGUUAUUGUACGUGCGAAAAGUGCCGAUUGACCGCCGAUCGUCAGCGUGUGAUGGCCUUGCAGACGGCGCUGCGACGCGCUCAGGCCCAGGAUGAGCAGCGUUCGUUGCACAUACAUGAGGUGCCCCCGGCAUCGGGUACGACGACGCCAACAUCGCUGCUUGGCGGCCAUCAUGGCCAUCACGGGCAUCAUGGGCAUCAUCAUCAUCAUGUGCAUGGCCCCGCCCAUGGCCACCCACAUGCAGCACAUUCGCAUCAUAGUCAAAGUCAUGGCCAUCACGCACAUGUGCUGCAUCAUCAGCAGGCAGCGGCUGUGGCAGCCGCAGCCGCAGCAGCGGCAGCAUCAGUAACAGCACCACCACAAGCACCACAUCAACAAACGCAGACACAACAGACGCAGCAACAGUCGCAGCAAGCGCAUUUAGGGCACGCCCAUUCGCACAGUCAUACACAUGUGCAUCACGCACAAAUGGCUGCCGCUGCAGCGGCCACAGUAGUGCAACAGCAACAGCAACACCACCAUCAGCAACAGCACCACAACAAUCAACAGACACAGCAGCAGCAGCAGCAGCAAACUCAUCAGGCUGCCUUAAGAUCUCCAUCGCACAGUGAUCCGGGUGCAGCUAGCAGCAGCUCAGCUGGUGGCGCCAGUUCCAGCAACAAUGUGGCACCUGCCACAAGCAGCGGUGCAACAGCAACUGCUGGUGGUGGUGGCGGUGUUACUAGUAGGGCCAGUGGUGCUGGCGGUGCUGGCAUCAGCGUAAUUACCAGCGUCGAUCAUCACAUGUCAACGGUGCCAACACCCGCCCAAUCCCUGGAGGGCUCCUGCGACUCAUCGUCGCCCUCACCAUCAUCCACAUCUGGCAACGCCGUGCUGCCCAUCUCCGUGUCAAGCACUCGCAAGAAUGUGCCACUCGGCCAAGAUGUUUUCCUAGACUAUUGUCAAAAGCUGUUAGAGAAAUUUCGUUAUCCGUGGGAACUGAUGCCGCUAAUGUAUGUGAUAUUAAAAGAUGCUGGCGCAGACAUUGAUGAGGCUUCACGUCGCAUCGAAGAGGCGCGUGUAGAUAUAAACCGAAUCGUGGCGCAAAUCUAUUACAACUACUACACCCCGAUGGCAAUUGGGCUGCACACGACAACGGCGCCCGUCUUCCUGACCUACCCCAACAUUGAGAGGUACAGCACCAAUUACACGCACCUGCCACUGCCCGAACCGCUCGCACUCAGCCGGACACCGCCCAGUCCGUCAUCAGCGGUGGCUGUCACAUCUCCCGCGUCCAAUGCUCAGCAGAAGCAUUCGCGACCCGCCAGCAGCAAUGGCACCGUCCAUUCCGCCGCCCAUUCGCCCACGCUGGUCACGACAGUGGGAACAAUGUCGACGGCCGGCAUUCAUCAUCAAUAUCAGCAUCCCCAUCAUCAGCAGCAGCAGCUGGAGCAGGAGCAGCGUUCACGUUCUGGGACACCGACAACGCCUCCGCCGGCGCACAGGAGCAGCAAUGGCGGCUAUCAUCAUCACCAUCAUCAUCAUCAUCAUGGCCAGCAUCUGGUCAGCUCAACGUCAGCGGCGGCCGUUGCAGCGACUGCAGCAGCCACGUAGCAGCAGUAUCGCAAUGUUGCCGCCGCUGCUGCGGCAGCUGCUGCAGCUGUACUCUUUGUCGAUAAUUGAAAAGACGAAAAAUAAAACAAAAUUAAAAACAAAAAUAGAAGCAGCACCAAAUAAACGAAAUCUUUUGGCUGGAAAUUGGACUCUGGUCAUCUGGAAGCGAAACUCGGCAACAAUUCCCAAGAUAGAAAUUAAUAAUAAUAAUAAAAUUAAUAUGCUAACGCUCUCACAUUGUUUACUCUUAAAACUAAUAAAUAUUAACAACUA